AUGGCCACCGACUUCGUGGCUGAUCCGGUGAUUGUCAGAAACAAUACAUUCCGUGACGUCGCUUGCUACGUCCACCACCUUUACGCCGAAGAUAGUCUCAAGUGGGGAUCAAUAUGGCCCUGGGAGUUUCCACAAAAUGCCACCCAAGACGAUGAAGAAAAUUUCAUCAGAGAAUGGUUUAGCGAACGAGAAAUACACCUUCAUGGCGGUGCUGCACCCCCAGGCAAUGGGUUUAGGUUCCUCAAACAGGCCUGGUACUCAGCAGCGCUUUACAAUCUCAACGAUCGUGUGCCCCUCACCGUUCAAUGGUGGUUUGAUACCAACCAAGAGCUGUGGCGAGAUCCAAGCAUGACCGAGCACUUCUUCAAGCCGGACGUCGAAGUUGCCACGUUCUUCUUGCAGCCUCAAGUAAGAAUCUUUGGAACCAAGUUCUUGAAGGUGGUAGUCGGUGAGAUCCAGAAACGACUCCUGACCACUCUGUCAGAGAAGCGAGACUCCCCUGUUCCAUUCGCCGAGAAAGAGGCAGCUUCGGAAUCACCAGUGACGCCACUACAAGCACAGUUUGAUGCACCAGUCAAGUCUAUCCAUCAGAAACUUGUCGACCAAGCCGAAACGAAAGAGCUAGCUGAAGUCGAAGCUCGAAAACUUGAGCAGGAGCGGCUUGUUCCUCCUAAAGAUUUGAGAUUGACUACUGAUGAUCUGGCCGUUGUUGAGAAGUCAGUCUCUCCGAAGACAAAGUCCUAUCCGAACCUUGGGCCAGGAAGUCUACCGCCAAAGCCACCUGCAACGACACCUACCAAGUCCACGAUUCGCGAAGUGCCGCAGAGGGUGUCGACGAUCGAUGGGAGUGCACAAGCUUUUCAACCGAUUCGCCGUGUGACCGGCUACGCGCCCAGAAUACAUCAUUCUGGGCCAUUUGAAGGCGCCGGUAAUGGUUUCAACACCAACUGGAAGAGAACGGGUUUCAGUCGCCAGGACGGCCAUGCUCGACGUAACACUUCAUGGGCAGGUCCCCGCCAGGACUCCACAGGCUAUCCUGCGAGCUUUGCCAUCCAACCCUUAAUGGAUAGCACCACUUCUUGGGUGCCCGCUCAGUCGUUCAAUCAUCAUCAUCAGUUGCCGCAAAGGAAUCCUGCCCAGCCAGAAUGGGAUUAUAGCCACCAGAGUGAAGCAGCGACUCGAGAGUAUCGGGGACAGACUCAUGUAAUGGACCCUGGAAGCUUCCAGCGGAACCUUAACAACCAUUCCGCUUCGUCUGCCUCACGAUCUCGAUACGAUGAUGGCAAUCGCUUUAGGAAGAGCUCAAAUUAUCCUCACUCAGACACAGCGUCGUGGUCAAAUCAUGAGAAUUUUCGGCGUUCCUCGAAUAAUCCACCUCGUGGGCAUGGUGGCUUCAAGGGUCGCACGCAACCAAGCCCCCAUCAUUUUGUAGACCACAAGCAGAAUUACUCACACGAUCAAUACUCUGGCCACCAAUUCCAGACUCCCGUCGAAGGCGCCAAUCCAUCGAUCCGCCCCAAGCCCUGGGUGUCUCGCCAUUUCAACGAUGAUUUAAGAAGUCAAGCCCCGCCGCCAACAGACCAUCAGCAAACACUCAUUAAUCUCCUCAGUGUACACCCACCCGGUCUACAUACACACGCAGCAAGCGUUAUGCCGCCGCCACACAAUCCAUUCCAUGACCAGACGAAUCAACUGCAGCCUCCAAGAAAUAUGGUACACGGAAAGGGAGAGAAAUAUGUGCCUCAUCACAAAUUUGAUUCUGCAAACAAGAACAAAGAGCCACCAAAUGCAUGUGGCUACUGGUGUUGCGCGAUGGGUAUCGAUAUCCGUUGCCAGACUGCUACGCAGCUUGUCGUGUAUCACAUACCUUCGUCACUUUCGGAGAGCACGUUGUAUCACAUGUUCCAGAAAUUCGGCAGUGUAUGCGACAUCUAUCGCACUGACCACAUCACUUUUGUGAACUACGAGCGUAGGGAAAGCGCGCACUCGUGUCUCUCUAGGCAGAGGGAGUUGAAAUCUUGGGGCAUGAACAUCGCGGUGGAAUUAUCAAGGAUGCACUGGGAUCUUAAUUUCGUCAUGAGCCCACAGGAGGCCAACAAGAAGAUCCCCCAACCGUGCUAUGGAUCCUACGAUCGACUGGCGGCAUGGCUCGUCGAACACAAAGAACAUCAAAAACUCAUGUCGGAUGAAUUCCAAUCGUGGUUGAAAGGCUCCCGAUUUCACCCAGCACAAAUUGUGGACGAGAAUGCGCCACCAAAGAAGGCCAAGAAGAUCCCGAACAAGAAGAAAACCGAACGCCACGAAGUGCUGACAGACACGAGUUCCGCUGCUCCAUCAUCCUCACCCGAAAUGUCAAGGAAGCAGGAUCCGGAUCCUGAAUCACGUGGUAAGCUGGGCAAGAAGAAGAAUCAGCAGCAGCAGCAGCAACAGCAGCAGCGGCCGCCGCCGCCACGUGGCCGUGCCGAAAAGGCCGGCAUUCACCAGAACAAGUCGUCGAUGCAACAAGAACUUCCUUCGCCCGCCGCUUCCGAGCCUGCUCAGCAGGCUAAGGUACCGUCUCCUCCUAUCGAGGCCGAAACCAUUCCUGAUCCAGUCGUGGUGGAAGACGCCAAGGAGACUGAAUUGCCGCAAGCUCAACCCGCAGACAGGGUACAUCUCGAGGAUGCUGAUCACGGAUGCGUGAUCGUCCCCUCCAAGGGCUCUGAACUGCCAUCAUCGAAUGUCGCAAACGAACAGCAUCCUGAAUCUCUGGAUAUCGAUGAGUCGAUCAACAUCAGCGAGCCAAAUACUCCUGACGCUGCUCAUCAUGUCAAUCUCACAGAGGCUGGAAAACUGCCGCCUCGUGUGUCGUCGACCGAAGCACAAGUCACACCUUCGCUGGAAGUGGUUUCAGAUCCUGCAGACAUUACAGCAUCCAACCCUCCCGCUCUUUUGGAAGCAGAAACCGACCAGCAGGAUGAGGAGAAGUCUGCCUCUGUUCCUAAGACUCCUCAACCCGAGCUUGACCAAGCUCCAGUAACGGUAAAAUUGGAGAGCAUUUCGCAAGCUGCAGGUCCCAUGCAGGAAAUCGCGCCAAGCUCGCCCCCUGUCGAUCUCGACACUGAUAAUACUCUGGGCGACAAGAAUACCCAAUCUUCAAUGGCAGUGAAGAAAGAUGUAGCAGCGGAAGCAUCGACUAGAGUGGUCAGCGGAAAGAAGCAAACCAAGCCAAAAGGUGCGCCUGUGACCGAAUCUCUCAGUCAGUUCGGCCGAAAGAACGAGAAGAAGUCGAAACCAUCGAAAGGCAAAGGCACACUGAAGGGCAAGCCGAAGAUACUGGAUGCGAAACCAGCCACUAGUCCUGAGCCGCAGGCGAUGUUUACCAAAGAUAAGAACAUGAAGAGCAUCGACGCCAACAGUUCCAAGGGUACCUCAAUGUCGGGGGUCUCAAUGGCGGAGGGCGGGCCAGUUCCAGAAACGGAGCGUGAUACCAAGUCCCACAGGGCUGAGACUCAACACGAUGAUUCUGCUAAAAGCAGUGUGACUAAGAGUGCUGGUAGCUGGCUUCCAACUUUGUCUGGGCUUCUCGGAAAGUCGAAACCAGCCGCGAGGAUCGCGCCAGCGAAGGUUGAUGUGUCGGAGAUUGUCAGUAUGAACGACGACGAAGUCACGAUUACAGCGAAGCAACCGGAGACAGGGGAUACAAAACAAGCUUUAGAAACCGAAUCGACUUCCGGCCAAAUGCCCUCAUCUCCAGCGGUCAGGAUCAUCGUCGAGGCGCACGUACCACCAGAUCCUAGACUACCUGAUGCGACCGAGGGGAUCUGUUCGUCUGCACAGAGUGUGCCGGACAUUGAAAAGCAAGCUACCAAGCCGCCUCAUAUCGAAUCGACCGAUGACGUUGCUGAAACGGACGAUCUGCCUUCAGCUGAGGUGAAGACAAUUGAGACAAAGACCAUUGAUAUUUACCAAGGCCCAGCAACCUCAGAUGCACGGGACUCAACCAUGGAAAUUCCUGCAGAGCAGAUUGAAAAUCCCAAUAAGAUUGAGAUUGACCAAGCAGCCAAAUCAACGCCUGCAAUAGAUACGGCCGAAGCACAGGCGACCAAGGCCAAGAAGAAAAAGAAGAAGACUAAAGCUAAGAAGAACAAGAACAAGUCAUUGGUUCCACCGGAAGCGUUGAUUGAAUUCAUCAGCGAUCACCCAGCACCUCAUCGUCAAUCUGUGCCCAUUGUUCAGGUUAUGAUGCCAGACGAUCUCGAAGUUCAGAAGAGCGACGACACGGUGUCCGAAGGCUCCACGCAGACUCUGCCUGCUAUACCCGUGACAUCUGAACAGUCGACCGUGGCGAAGAAGAUAGAGCAAGCUGUGAGGCAUUCCAGUAGUCUCGUCGAAGCACCCCCGGCCCGUCGAAAACUAAAGCGGACCAGUCUGGCCAACACAAAAGAGGCACACUCGUCAGACAGCAAAGCCUUAUCACUUCGCCAAACCCGAGCUGUGACCCCGGCCAGCGAUGAAGAUAGUGAUGUGCGUUCGAAAUCUAACGUCCUAUUAAUAUUCACUCCUCCCAAACAAUCCAAAAAGAAGAAAGAAGAAGAUGAUGCAAAGAAAACUCUAAUCCCACAACUUUCAUCUCCCGAGUCGAGCGCUGACCUUGUCACUUCAGACCGAUUGAAUGAGACCGAUCAGAGGAACGCCUACAACCGGUGGGCACGCAAGGACCGCAAUUCCAUCAUGAAAGGCUCUUCGACUAGACCUGCAACGGAAAGCUUAUGGCCGACCUUUCUCGACGAUGAACCAGACCUGAAGAAGCACUACACAGAUGUCAUACUUUCACAAAUGGACGAGCUGACUUUGGAGCGAUCGACAGAGAGUCAGGGGCGAUUCGAGGAAGUGGUAUCAGAUGAGGAGGAAAGGGAGCCGUGCGAUAGCGACGGCAUGGCUACGGAAUCAAUAGCUGAUUCGGUGAUUGCAUGUCAAGACGAGGCUCGAAGUCCGAUGACUUCAUCGAUGCAGCAGAACUCCACGGCUGCGGAGAAGCCACAUGAAUGAGGCAUCAGAUUCGAUCGUGUGGCCUUUGACCGUGUAAUUAACAUCAAUUUAUCCAGAUCUUUUCCUUUCCCGC
Dissoconium aciculare CBS 342.82 is the source of this 5104-nucleotide messenger RNA. RefSeq lists its product as uncharacterized. The transcript has 2 exons. Gene Ontology annotation, molecular function: RNA binding. The record is from RefSeq and is a predicted model, not a curated record. NCBI's taxonomy places the organism in Eukaryota, Fungi, Ascomycota, Dothideomycetes, Mycosphaerellales, Dissoconiaceae. Bases 1 to 5031 code for a protein of 1676 amino acids.